This is a messenger RNA of Neogale vison (American mink), 1941 nucleotides long. It is a transcript of the gene ARFGAP1, whose product is annotated as ADP ribosylation factor GTPase activating protein 1. Bases 352 to 1632 code for a protein of 426 amino acids. Gene Ontology annotation, cellular component: Golgi membrane. Gene Ontology annotation, molecular function: GTPase activator activity. The record is from RefSeq and is a predicted model, not a curated record. NCBI's taxonomy places the organism in Eukaryota, Metazoa, Chordata, Mammalia, Carnivora, Mustelidae. Gene Ontology annotation, biological process: regulation of endocytosis; regulation of ARF protein signal transduction. The transcript has 14 exons.
GUGCCUGGGCAGGAAGUGGUGAGUGAAUUCCUGACAGCAGUAAGUGAGCCCAGAGGACAAAGGGCACAGUGGUUCCACGCCAGAUAAACCCGGGUCUCGUCCCACGGCCCUGAGCACAAGCUGUGUGACCUCGUGUGACGCUGAGCCUCUGCCUUCUCCCCUGAACGGUUCCCACUCCGGGGCCCAGAAGGGAGCACCACAGGGCAGCGACCCGGCCCCCACAGGGAACGGUGCCUUGCCACCUCUUCUCAAGCCCCGGACUGGCCCGCCAUGGUGUGCGGCUCUUCCUGGCUGGGGUCGGGGUGACAAGGUGUGACCCACAGGUGGUGACUGAGAACACGAGAGAGCACCAUGGCCAGCCCCAGAACGAGGAAAGUUCUGAAAGACGUCCGAGUGCAGGAUGAGAACAACGUGUGUUUCGAGUGUGGUGCCUUCAACCCUCAGUGGGUCAGCGUGACCUAUGGCAUCUGGAUCUGCUUGGAGUGCUCAGGGAAGCACCGCGGGCUUGGGGUGCACCUCAGCUUUGUGCGCUCUGUGACCAUGGACAAGUGGAAGGACGUGGAGCUGGAGAAGAUGAAAGCCGGAGGGAAUGCGAAAUUCCGGGAGUUCCUGGAGUCUCAGGAGGACUACGACCCCUGCUGGUCCCUGCAGGACAAGUACAACAGCAAGGCCGCGGCACUCUUUAGGGACAAGGUGGCCACUCUGGCUGAAGGCAAAGAAUGGUCUCUUGAGUCCUCGCCUGCCCAGAACUGGACCCCACCGCGACCCAAGACGCUGCCGUCCACUGCCCACCGAGCCCCUGGCCACGCGCAGAACUCGACCUCCUCCUCAGACAAGGCGUUUGAAGACUGGCUUAACGAUGACCUGGGCUCCUAUCAGGGGGCCCAGGAGAACCGCUACGUGGGGUUUGGGAACACGGUGCCGCCCCCAAAGAGGGAAGAGGACUUCCUCAGCAGCGCUGUGUCAUCCCUGUGCUCGGGCUGGAGCAGUUUCACCACCGGAGCCAGCAAGUUUGCCUCCGCCGCUAAGGAGGGGGCAAGCAGAUUUGGAUCUCAAGCAAGUCAGAAGUUCUGGGGCUCCAAGCAGCAGCCCGAGCUGGCUUCAGAGCUGGGCCAGAGUCUGAACGAGAACGUCCUCAAACCUGCGCAGGAGAAGGUGAAAGAGGGGAGGCUUUUUGACGAUGUGUCCAGUGGGGUCUCUCAGCUGGCGUCCAAGGUCCAGGGGGUAGGCAGCAGGGGAUGGCGGGACGUCACCACUUUUUUUUCUGGGAGAGCAGAGGACCCUUCAGACAGACCCCUGGAGGGCCAGAGCUACCAGAACAGCGGUGGGGACCACGCCCUGAACCGCACCGUGGACCAGAGCUUCUGGGAGACCUUCGGGAGUGCCGAAUCCACCAAGGGCCACAGGUCCCCAAGCAGCGACAGCUGGACAUGCGCGGACACCUCUGCCGAGAAGAGGAGCUCGGACAGCUGGGACGUGUGGGGCUCGGGCUCUGCGCCCACCAAUAAGAACAGUGACCACAGUGAUCUCGGGGAGGCCUGGGGGGGCAGCGGGGAGGGCAGAGCCAAGACCGCCAAGACCACACCGCCCGUCAUGACAGUGGACGAGGGCUGGGACAACCAGGACUGGUAGGCCUGCGGCGCCCCAGCCCCUGCGUCUGCACGUUGCCCCACUUCCUCCCGUCGGACCCCAGAAACCAGCCGUCGCGUGAAGAAGCACUUGGGUGGGACCUGUGGGGGUUGGGGGGAGGGUGCCAGCUCGCACGGACACCGGCCUUGCAAGGCCACGGUGCUGCGGAGGCCUUGUGCUGCCCCGCGGUCCGUGUCCCAGCUCCCCUGCGGAAGCCUGGCCGGGGUGUCACGGGGUGGGGGCCGGGUCUGCUCCUAAGCCAUUGCUCCCGCGACGCUCUCCCUAAUAAACGCUCCGAGUGGCCGCCGCGCA